Messenger RNA from Alosa alosa (allis shad), 2189 nucleotides. RefSeq names its product methyltransferase like 25B (gene mettl25b). NCBI's taxonomy places the organism in Eukaryota, Metazoa, Chordata, Actinopteri, Clupeiformes, Clupeidae. The record is from RefSeq and is a predicted model, not a curated record. Gene Ontology annotation, molecular function: rRNA (adenine-N6,N6-)-dimethyltransferase activity. Gene Ontology annotation, biological process: rRNA modification.
AGAACAUAAAAACUGACAUAAUCCUAUGUUAACUGUACUGUUGGCCACGCUGAUUUGUUUCGGCUUCCUGGGGCCUGGAACUACAACGAAUGUGCUUCCGGAGGAUGUUCUCUGCCACCCUCACCGAUGAACAACAGAGACAUUUGGCGAAGAGUGUUACGAAUCUGCUUUCUCUUUACAAGCACAUCUCAGAUUCAUACAUCAUUGAGUUUUUCAGUGAAAAUCUCUGGGAGUCCUUGCCAUUAAGCUGGCAGGAGCCUCUAAAUCAGCUGUCACCACCACAGAUUGCUGAUCUACUGCUUGACAAAAGUGUCACAAAUAGAGGAUAUCCAUCUGUCUGGCCUCUCUCUCUCCUCGCCUUCCGAGCCUCUGCCCAUGCGUUGGCCUAUCCGAGAGUCCCUCCUGAUCAGGGGUCAAUCCAUCCUGGGAUAAAGCCGGAAGAAUUCCACAGCAAUCAAAGCCAGAGUUCCCUCUUAGGACACAUCUUCCGAAAGCAUGUGAAACCAAAGAAGCAGCAUGAGAUUCGCAGGCUGGGGAUGAUGGUGACAAAUCUGUGUCAACAGACCAACUGUGAUGACGUGGUUGACGUGGGUUCAGGACAGGGGCACCUGACACGUUUUUUAUCCUUUGGGCUUGGCUUGUCUGUCACUGCAAUUGAGGCAGAUGCCAACCUGGUGUCGAUGGCCAAAAAGUUUGACGGACAGCUCCGCUCUACACUGGAAAAGGAGAGGCUCAGAAAGACUGACGCUAACCAUCUUCCCCAAGUGGUGUCUGGUCCGUCACCUCAUCACGUUGUAGGCUGGGUCAAUCCAAAGGCCUCGUGGGAAGACUUUAUCGAGCAGCUGAAUAGUAGGGAUGAUGAAAGUGAGUGGCCGGUCUCCGCUGGUGGCCUCUGUAAAAAGAGACAGUGGAUAUCCAUGUCAGCCUCGGAUCAUCAGCCGGACUCCAAGGGCCAGUGUCUGCGGUCAGCGGAGUGUGACUCGCCGAGCUGCGCUGAAGGAUCCAGAGCCAGAGCGCUGUCACUGCACCAGGUGACAGAUUGCCCUGGCCCCAUUUUGGAGGACCUCCAGGCACACGACUGUUCAUCAGAUUCGGCGCCAGCAGCAGAUGUCAAACACACCCAAACGCCACUGGUGAAGCGUCCCUGUAGGUCCAGUCCAGUGGUUUGCUCAGGACAAUCAGCUAGCUGCCUGUUUAAUAGCACCUUGUCGGACUCGACUGCUGGCCCUGGGGAUGAGGAGCGCAUGGGAAGAGGUUUCGUCUUAACUGGCCUCCAUGCUUGCGGAGACCUGAGCGCCACCCUCCUGCGCCAUUUUGUCAGCUGCCCUCGCGUUCAGGGCAUCACCUCGGUGGCCUGCUGCUACAUGAAGAUCACCACCAAGGAGAAUCCCUCUCCGCCUGGUGUCCUUGCCCCUCCCCCCACCGCCCAAUCGGCUGACGCCCUCACACCCUCUGACUUUGGCUACCCAAUGAGCGAGUGGGUGAGGGGAUUGCCCGGGCACCAGCUGUCCUAUAAGGCGCGAGAGGGGGCGUGCCACGCGGUGGAGGACUACGUCCACAGGCUCCGUGAGGAGAGCGAGCUGCUGAAGACGCACUGCUAUCGGGCUGUGCUGGAGACCGAUCGGGCGGCGCGUCCAGAUGUGCGCAGGGCCGGCAUCCAGACCAUCAAGAAAGCACACACCCUUCCCUUUGCAGAGUAUGCUCGACUAGGUCUGCCACGCGUGGGCCUACCUGCUGACCUGCCUCUGGACCAGGUGGACACUAUGCUGCAACAGCAGGGCCGUGUGGUGACCUACUUCAGCCUGGUGCUGCUGUUGGCCCCUGUGGUGGAGACUCUGGUGCUGCUGGACCGGAUGCUCUUCCUGCAGGAACAAGGUAUACCGAGCCAGCUGGUGCCUCUCUUUGAUCCUGCUUUCCCUCGUAACCUGGUACUUGUGGCCGUGAAGCAGGGACUUACCCAAGGGGUAAAGGAUGCUUGUUGAACAUGGGAACGUACAAGAAGGUUUUUAUUCUACAACACAGGGCCAUCACUGUGCUUCACAAUGUCGAUAUCAUACGAGUUUCAUGUGUAGUACCGUCGACAGAGUGUAUUUACAGAUUAUGUUGGUUUGCAUUUUAAGGAAUUUUUAAUUUUCAGAGAUGACCGCAUCAAGUAUGCAUUUUUGGGGCAUAAUAUAUAAAUUAAAAUG